Messenger RNA from Cygnus atratus (black swan), 4569 nucleotides. It is a transcript of the gene ELF1, whose product is annotated as E74 like ETS transcription factor 1. Gene Ontology annotation, biological process: regulation of transcription by RNA polymerase II; cell differentiation. NCBI's taxonomy places the organism in Eukaryota, Metazoa, Chordata, Aves, Anseriformes, Anatidae. The transcript is spliced from 9 exons. The record is from RefSeq and is a predicted model, not a curated record. Bases 1390 to 3273 code for a protein of 627 amino acids. Gene Ontology annotation, molecular function: DNA-binding transcription factor activity, RNA polymerase II-specific; sequence-specific DNA binding. Gene Ontology annotation, cellular component: nucleus.
CUUUUAAAAUCAGUGAGAUUUCACUUGUCUGAAGCUCUCAUUACGGUUGCUUCAGGAUCGUGGUCUUAAUUCUCCUUAAGAGGUGCUAUUAAAUGCCAGAAACCGCCUGAGAGUGCCUUUGCAAACGUUUGUUCGGCGUCACUGGAAUAAUUCUCUUGGUUUACGGGAAUUUCUGAUCCAGAUUUGGGGUUUUAUCAUUUUACAACUUUUCUCUAUCCUUUUUAAACCCCUUUUUGAGAUUUUGUGCAAUGCGAAAACUGGUAAGAAAUCUUCUAAUGUUAUUUAUUAAUAUUGGUAAAUUGGUUAUGGUAUGACAACACACAGAAACAGUCCUGUCUCUGCAGAUUUUCUAUCGGAUAAAAUAACCCGUGUUAUUUGGAUGUUACAGGCGAGGAAGUAAUUAGAGAUCUUUUGUUUUCCUUUGUCUACAUGGUUAGUAUCACUUACCUCUCGAUGAGCUGCACUGUGCAGACACUUGCGGUGUCAUCUCAGACUUGCAGUCCAUCUAUUCUGGUUUUGGAGCGUUUGAUUUUUAUUUUAUUUCUCCUCAUGGAGAAUAUGUGAAUCCGGAAGUGACCGGUUACAAUGCAAAAAAAAAUACUGCUUGAGGAGAUGUGUGGUGGAAAUCUGCAUUACUGGAAGUUUGCCUCGUCUUGUGACAGGUCUUUUUCGUUUGGUUUAAAAAGAAAUCCUUAUGUAAUGCAACUGAUCUGUUCUAAUUAAGUCGAUCUGUUUUUAUAAUUUUACUAAGCUUUUGAUUUCUGUCAUAGCUGUAGGAAGAAGUUUGACCACGUACACCUAGACUGAUACAUUUUUUUAUUGCUUUCCUUUCAUCUGUUCAAAGCCCGUUCCUUCCCGACUUAACUGCGUGUCUCCUUGUUCUCAUUUUAUCAAGUGGGAAAUACCAGCACCUUAUUUUUUUCCUUCUCUUUACCAGUAGUGAUGAAUUGGCUACAAAGGCAGAAUCCAAGCGAUGCCCAAGUGUUUUGGUCCCCAGCCUCUGCGUUUACUGGAGAUUACCACGCGGGUUGCGCAUCAGCCAAAAGAGAAGCAGACCUUUGCUAUGAGCAUGACUGUCUUAAGCUGGCUCUUGGGUCCACAUUACAGCGUCACGCUUCUGAAAGCGUUCGUCGUAGCACAAGCAUCUGAUGAGAUAAAAGGCUGCCCACGUGGGAAAACCACCUCAGGAAAGGAUUUCCCUUGGUUUGUUUCCCUUUGAGAAGAGAAGGACCCGGGAAUGCUGAUGAUUAAGAAAUACUAAAACUGACGCUUGGUUCGUUUCGCCAUCCUGCCUUUCUGCCCCGCUGGACCUUGGUGACGCUCGCCAUCCUUUGACAUUUGGGAACGUUUUUCUUCUUAUGUGGAGCUGAGACCUGGGAAUGCGUUAUUAUGGCAGCAGUUGUACAGCAGAAUGAGCUCGUGUUUGAAUUCGCCAGCAACGUCAUGGAGGAUGAGCAGCAGCUUGGUGAUCCAUCCAUUUUCCCUGCUGUCAUCGUGGAACACGUCCCUAGCGCAGACCUCCUACACAACUACUCCGGCUUAACCUGCGUGGACGAACCCAGUGACAUGAUCACUGAGAGCUCUCUGGAUGUCGCAGAGGAGCAAAUCAUAGAAGACGAUGAUAUCACCCUCACAGUUGAAGCAUCUUGUCAUAAUGGGGAUGAAACAAUUGAAACGAUUGAGGCUGCCGAAGCACUUCUCAAUAUGGACUCCCCUGGUCCAAUGCUGGAUGAAAAAAGAAUAACAACUGUGUUUGGUGCAACUGAAGAUGAAGAUAUGGUAGCUCCUAUUACGCAUGUGUCAGUCACACUUGAUGGGAUCCCUGAGGUGGUGGAAGUUCACCAAGCCCCAGACCCUUACGCUGAGUCACCAGAGACUCCUGAAUUUGAACAACCAAAGAAGAAAAAAGGGAAGAAGCCAAAACCCUCUCGUCCUGAGUCCCCUACUACAACUCCGAACAUAUCUGUGAAAAAGAAAAACAAAGAUGGAAAGGGAAAUACAAUUUAUCUCUGGGAGUUUUUACUAGCACUGCUCCAGGACAAAGCUACAUGUCCUAAAUAUAUCAAAUGGACUCAAAGAGAGAAGGGCAUUUUCAAACUAGUCGAUUCCAAGGCUGUUUCCAGGUUGUGGGGAAAACACAAAAACAAACCUGACAUGAAUUACGAAACAAUGGGUAGAGCUCUCAGAUAUUAUUACCAAAGAGGAAUACUGGCCAAAGUAGAAGGUCAGCGCCUAGUGUAUCAAUUUAAAGAAAUGCCAAAAGAUCUCGUCUAUAUAGAUGAUGAGGAUGCAAGCCCUAGCACUGAAUCAUCAGAUUCAACUUUGCUCUCAACUCCUGUGGCCAGUAGAAACCAGUCGAGCAGAUCUAGAGCGUCUGCGAACACUGGAACAAAGGGAGGAUCCACCACAGUUCUAAAAACAGGAAAUUCGAAGCCUGCUAAGCUUAAGGAGCACGUAGAAGUUGUACAGCAGCAGACACCUGGCUUGACUUCAGAAGUUUUGAGGACAAUGCAGUCUACGCAGCCAGUACAUCCCACUCAGCUUUUUCGGACAGUUCAUGUAAUGCAGCCAUUGCAGUCCAUCACAGAAGGACAAGCGGCUGUAACCAGCAAUGUUGCAGAUGAAACGUUAAAUCCGUCAGUUCAGAAUAUAAGGACUUUACAGACUCCAACCCAAGUUCCAGUGGUUGUUUCUCCUGGAAAUCAGCAGCUGCAUACUGUAACACUCCAGACGGUGCCUCUUACUACGGUGAUAGCCAGCACAGAUCCAGCCUCAUCAGCAACACCCCAAAAAUUUAUUUUACAAGCCAUUCCUACUUCACAGCCCAUGACAGUUCUUAAAGAAAAUGUCAUGCUACAGUCUCAGAAGCCAGUCUCGCCUUCUUCCUCAAUCGUGUUGAGCCCAGCACAAGUUCAGCAGGUUCUCACCAGCAGUGUGCAGACAAUUUGCAAUGGAACAGUCAACAUGGCUUCAUCUCCUUCCUUCACUGCCACUACCCCAGUGGUAACUUUUUCACCCAGCAGUUCACAGGUGGUCGCUCAUCCAUCUGGCACAGUGAUCACCUCAGUUAUUAAAGCACCAGAAACGAAACAGAUCGGCGUACAAGGAGCGCUAAAAGAAGAAGACAGUGACAAAUUAGAUGAUACUGAGCAGUCGGAGCAGAGGUUUCAGCAGCAACCGUUUGUGAUGGUAGUAUCCAGUUCAAAUGGUUUCCCAUCUAACGUGCAAGUGAAGCAAGAAGAUGAGCCAUUGGAACCCAAUUCAUAUCAAUAAAUUUUUAAAAAAGACCCUGUGGAUGAUUAUUUUCAUAAAUGUGAUGGGACCUUUUCAGUUAUGUAUAUAUGAUUUGAUUCAGAAGCAAGAUGUUAUAAAGCUACUUAAUUUCUGCAGAUAAUUGUUAGAAUUCAUGCUUUAGAACGGAUUUUGAUUUUCUGUUAAUUGCUAAAUGUUAUCAUAUAAAUAAAAUUAUAUAUUACUCGUUUCAAAAUACAGGCAUGAAGGAACAUGCUUUUCUAUGAAGACUUUCUAAAAGUUUCAGACUUCUUUCUUACUGUACGUUUUCAGCCUGUUGCUGAUUUACAUUGCAGUAACAUUAUUAUAACCUUUUCUGUUUAAUCUAUACAUGUAUCACUUAACUUUUGAAGCAACAGUUACUUUUAAUGGGACAUUUUCAUUCCAUGUGUAUGAAUUUUUAUGAUCAAGUAUCUGUUUCAUAUCAGUGAAUUUACAUCAGUUUUAGGCUCUGAUAACCAGGUAUCCUCUUGCAUUUUUUUUGCAGCACAAGCUAUUGUGUGUGCAAAAUUGAAUAUACACUCCUAUUGAGAGUACAAAAAGCAUUUAUUCCAGUAAUGGACAAUGCCAUGUCUAUAUUUUAUACGAAAACAUCAGAUAUAUUUAAUUACAGAAGCUAACGGCAUCACUACAGGUGCAGAUGUUUCAUGCCAUUUUGUGACUAUGAAGCUUAACAAUCUUGCUUUCUACUUCAGAUUGUUUUGUAAGGGGGGAGGGAAAUGAAAUAUAUACAAUUUAUGCAGGUGUUCUGAGAUUAAUACUUCUAAGAGUUCUUUUUGAUUGUAAAUAAUGUACAUUCAAUGUCACAAGGAAGUUUUUUCAGCUAAUUUGUUUCCAUACAAAUUUUUGAUAGAUGCAAAUAAGAUCAUUAUGUUUAGAGGUCUAAUGUUAUAUGUAUUCAUAUUACAGAGUGAAUUUGUAUUUAAAGACAAAUUUUUAAAUGAUGGAGCCCUCUGAACCUUGGGUCCUUGCCUUUUGUAUUUUUAAUUGGUUUAUUAUGAAAAUAAAUCAAGCGGAAAAACAUUUUUCUGUAUUUACUCUGAAACGUUUUUAGAUUAAUACAGUGUUUUGACGACCACUGUGAAUAACCAAAACACACUGGACAACGUGAUUAAUCAGUGUGGGUCUCUGGUGGGACAUGAGCAAAUAAGAAAUUGAUUAAUUGCUUCUGGACAGACUUGAACACACCCUACAUACUGUGAGCAUGUGAUGGCAUGGUAUGCCGUGAAACAACACUACUUACUGUAUGGCUUUGUAGCUCAAAUGAAAGUUGAGCUG